UUGAAUUUUCUGCUUAUUAUCUACAUUUUAUCCUAGAGAUUUUAUUCAGAAGAUGCAUCCUCUUAAGAUUAUCACGAUCCUUAAAAAAGAAAUAUAAUGGGAUAAUUAAUAGUAAAAUUUUAUAGGAGUUUACUUUAAGUUAUACCUGAAGGUUUAGCAAUUAUUAACCUAGAUAAAAAAUUACUGUAUGCUAAUCCUACUUUAAAAAAAAUUUUUUAAGUAAAUAAGAAAGAAGAUAUAUUAAAUGCCUUAAUGAACUUAGGAAAGAGUGAUGAGCAAGAAGGAAAAGAAAAAAUUUUUAAAAGCCCAAAGUUAUUAGAAUAAAAAACGAUAAAUAAAAGGAAGAAGAUGCAAACACUCAUCCCACAUCUAGACAAACAUUUUUUUUAAGCAUAAAAUGAAAUUAGAUAAACUAGCUAAAGCAAAUAGAUAGAAAUUUUAAAAAAUUCUACUUCUAGAUAAUAAUAAACACAGAGUACGUUUGCUAUAUUUGAAAGAGAUAUUAUUUGCGAGGAUUCAUAAAAGAAUUAGUGUUUUGCAAAUUAAGGAGAUGUGAAAUAACCUACAGGUUAAUAAAAUAUAAAAGUUUCCAUGUACAAUAACGAAAAUGAUAAUUCAGAUAAAGAUUAAUAAUAAAUACAAGAAAAAGCAUAAGAAAAUUUUAGUAUAGAAGAAGACAAAGAAUAAUGCGAAAUCAAUUAAGAAUUUUAAAGUAAGUCAUAAAAUCAAAAAAAUCGCUUAAGCUAUCAAAAAUCUAGAAAGUCUAUUAAAAAUCUAACGUCUAUUCCCAAGUUCAACCUAUAAGAUACACAUUUUGAUGCAAUAGGAAGCAAAGACAUUCAAAAGUAACAAUUCAAAGAUAUUGUGAAUUAAAAUAACAAUUCAGAUACAGAAUCAGAAGAAAGUGAAAUAUUAUCCAUAGAGGAUUUAGGGAUUGAUAUAGAUGAAGAUGAGCAUAUUCACAAAUUAUAAUUAUAGUUUAUUCAAGAUAGUUUAAAAUAAGUAAACUAUAAUUAAAAUAUUAUGAGUGACUCUAAUUUAAUCAAGUAUAACCAAAGCAAAGUAUUUGAUUAAAUAAAUAGUGAUUUAGGACUAAAAUAGCCGAAUAAUAAUUUUUCAUCUUAAAAGAGCUAAAAUAUAAAUAACCUAAAUGAUACUCAAAAUUUUAAUAUAUAGAUUGCAGAGACUCAAAAAAAUGGCUAGUAAAAUUAGUUUGACGAUACAUAUAAAAGCAAUAACAAUCAAUCAAAUAUGCAUGAAAGUUGUAAUAAAGAAAUGGUGACAUUAAAUUCUCCAAAAUAAGAAUAUUCAUUCUAUGACUCCAUGCUAUAAAAUUCAAAAUUUCGUUCAGGAAAGCCGUUUCUAAAUAAUAAAACAAAAGAAAAUAAAUAUAAUAAUUUAUAGAAUAGUAAAAAACUUAAACAGUAUAAUCCAGAUCAGCAUGAAUAAGAUGAUAAUUUUAAUAUUUAGAAAAAAGAAAAAUCAAUCUUAAGAGUUUUUAAAAAUGGCGAUUCUAAUAAGGAUAUUUAUCUUUAAUAAACAAAUGUAGAUUAAAUAACAGAUGAUCUUUUCAAACGAUACUUACAAAAAUAAAAUCCAAACAUAAAUUAUUCUGAUAAAAAUAAAAAUAUUUAGGUAAAUAAUAAAAAAAGUACUUCCUUCUUACAAAAGUUUAACUUUAAAAGUAUGAGAGAUGAUAUAAAAAAUUUGGUUAGUCAAAACAGAAACAAAUUUAAUAGAGUUAAUUCCUUUAUUUCUCAUUUAAAAAAAAUUAAUUAAUCUAAUGAAGAUAGCUAUAUUUAAGAAAAUAAUUUCAUUACUAAAUUAUGUAUAAAAAAGAAAAACAAAGAAUUUAUUUUACAGUUCAUUCUAAUAGACUUGGAUAUUGAUAAGUAAAAAAGCAACCCAUUAAUAUUAAUAUUAGUUCAAGAUGCUUGGAAAGAGUUAUAUCAGAAAAAGGUUGACGACCUUCAGAAGAAUAAGAUGAAAAUAUUUGGUAGUCUCUCACAUGAGCUGAGAACUCCUCUAAAUUGCUCGAUAUCAAUGCUUGAGGUUUUAAAGGAUCAACUUUCAUAAUAAAAUCCUUAAUAUAUUAAUGAAUAUAUUAAUCCUGCACUCUUCUCAAAUAAACUUCUUUUGAACUAAAUUAAUGAUAUACUUGAUUUUGUAUAGAUGGAUAGUGGCAAAUUUAAGUAUAGUUUCUUUGACUUUAAUAUAGAAAAUUUAUUGAAAGAUUGUACAAAACUUGUAAGCUUGUAAGCAUAAAUGAAAAACUUGGAAUUAUACACUAUAUAUGAUCCUAAUGUACCAGAGAUAAUAUGUUCUGACCCUAAUAGAAUCAGAUAAAUUAUUCUAAAUUUUCUUUCUAACUCUCUUAAAUUUACUUAAUCUGGAUACAUAGAAAUUGGGAUUAAGCUUGUAGAUGUUGGGAUUUAUAAUAUUUAUGUCAGAGAUACUGGAAUUGGUAUUACUGAAUCAAAUUUAGAAAAUCUUUUUGAUUUCUGUGGAAAAAUAAACUAUAACAAAAAAGAUGAAGUUCUAAAUAAUCAAGGUUGUGGUUUAGGACUCACUAUUUCCAAUUCUAUUGCUAAGGAUUUGAUUGACAGAAAUUAAUAUGAGGGAGGUAUCAAGGUUGAAUCCAAAUAUGGUGAAGGAUCUACCUUCAGUAUUUUAAUUUAAGAUAGGAGAGAAGUUUUAGCUAUCAAAAAACAAUCAAAAUAUUUUAAAAUGUCCUCUUAUAAUAAGAAUAUUGAGUAGCUGAUAUAAAUAACAAGCAAAUAAUAUGAUGAUAAAAGUUUGAACAGUGAUAAAGAUAAUAUAAAAAAUAACAUAUCUGAUGUUUAAAAAAAUAGAAGUUUAUCAAAUUAAUUUGGUCAGUCAAGUCUAGCUUAUAAUUUUAAUGGAAUAAACUAGAAUGAUUUUCAUUUUGAAAAUUUUAAAAAGCAGUAGAGUAAUUUCAAUUAUUUUACUUAAAAUAAACCAAGUAUUGAUAACCAUUUGAGUAAAAUUGAUUCUGCAACAAUAAUUGAAGAAGAAGAGGAAAGUAAAAAAAUAAAAUUCUAACCUCAAAUCAAAAUCAAUCAUUCUCCAUGGCUCAAAUAGGAUUCUAACCAUAUUUAAGCUAGAUUAUUUUAAUAAAAUAGUUUUCAGUAAAAAUAAGACAAUAAUAAAAAUAAUUAAAAUAGUUUGAAGGAAAACUCAUAAUUUAGUAAAUAAUCAUAAUUUUUUUCUCUUUUACAGAUUGAUGAUAUUGAAAAAGUCUAAUCAGAGAAUUCAUACAUCUAAAAUUAAAAGUAACUAGUAUCUUAAUCAAUGACACAUAUUUGCAAUAAGUAAACAUAAAAUACAUCUCGUAAGAAGAGUUUUUACAACUAAAACACAUAAAACUCAAACUAAAAAUCAUAAAAUAACAAGAUUAAUAUUAUUGACUUAGAAUAGAAAUCUCAAUUAGAGUAGGAAGGUUUUACUUCUUAUAUUAUACAAAAUAACAAAAAAACUGAGAAUUCUGCUUCUUUGACUUAUGUUCAGAACCCAUUAAGCCCUUUUGAAAAAUAAAGAUAAACUUUGUUUUCUAGGACAAACAAAUAACUAUCAUCAACUUCAAUUAUGCAAUAACCAUUAGAUAACUUUUAGUAAGAUGAGAAAAAAUUAAAUUAAAGUAUUAAUAUGCACCCUGAAGUUUAAUCAGGUGGGACAAUCGUAUAAUAAAUUGUAAAUAUUAAUUAAUAAACUCUAUGUACAUGCCCUUAGAUAAUUAUAGUUGAUGAUAAUCAAUUUAAUCUCUACGCUCUUUCAAAAAUAAUUAAAUAAUUUAAAUUUUAGUGUUUAACAAUUUCAAAUAGCUUGGAAACCAUGCAUAAAAUUAAGUAAAUGUUUAGCUAGAAGUGCUGUUUAAUGCCAAAAAUUAUUUUUAUGGAUAUUGAUAUGCCAAUAAAAGACGGCUAUCAAGUGGCAUCAGAAAUAAAUUAAUUUUAUAAAGAUGCUGGUAUAACUAAUUUACCUACAAUCAUAGCAUGCACUUCAUAUGUAGGCCAAGAAGAUAAAGAUAUGGCAUUUUAAUCUGGCAUGAAUGAUUUCAUUAAUAAACCUAUCUUAAAGAAUGCUUUCGUUUAAUUAUUAAUUAAUUGGUAACAUCUUUUCAUUUGA
This is a messenger RNA of Tetrahymena thermophila SB210, 4146 nucleotides long. RefSeq names its product ATPase, histidine kinase-, DNA gyrase B, putative. The record is from RefSeq and is a predicted model, not a curated record. Gene Ontology annotation, biological process: protein autophosphorylation; phosphorelay signal transduction system. NCBI's taxonomy places the organism in Eukaryota, Ciliophora, Oligohymenophorea, Hymenostomatida, Tetrahymenidae. Gene Ontology annotation, molecular function: histidine phosphotransfer kinase activity; phosphorelay sensor kinase activity. The transcript has 5 exons.